UCCUCCGCCGGCGCCGGGAAUGGGGAGCGCGGAGCGCGCCGGCGAGCUGGCCCGCGCCGACUUCCCCGAGGGCUUCGUCUUCGGCGUCGCCACCUCCGCCUACCAGAUCGAGGGGGCGAGAAAUGAGGGUGGCAAAGGCGAUAGCAUAUGGGAUGUAUUUGCGGAUAACAAAGAACAUAUUAUAGACGGAACCUCUGGAGAAGUUGCAGUUGAUCAUUACCAUCGAUACAAGGAGGACAUUGAGCUCAUGGCCAAACUGGGUUUCCGUGCUUAUAGAUUUUCCAUAUCUUGGUCACGAAUAUUUCCUGAUGGCCUAGGGAAGGAGAUCAAUGAGGAAGGAGUUGCUUUCUAUAACAACCUUAUAGAUUUCAUGAUCGAAAAAGGUAUUCAGCCCUAUGCAACUCUGUAUCACUGGGAUCUUCCACAUAAUCUUCAUAAGACUGUGGGGGGUUGGCUUUCAGACAAGAUUGUAGGAUACUUCGCAUUAUAUGCAGAAGCUUGUUUUGCAAAUUUUGGAGACAGAGUUAAGCAUUGGAUAACAAUCAAUGAACCUCUUCAAACAUCUGUUAAUGGUUAUGGGAUUGGAAUAUUUGCACCUGGACUAUGUGAAGGUGUAGCUGCUGAACCUUUCUUGGCUGCACAUCACCAGAUCUUAGCUCAUGCUUCUUCUGUUGAUGUCUACAGAAGAAAAUUCAAGGCUGUACAAGGUGGCCAAGUAGGGUUUGUUAUUGAUUGUGAAUGGGCAGAGCCUUUAUCUGACAAAAUGGAAGAUCAGGCUGCUGCAGCACGACGAAUUGACUUUCAACUGGGAUGGUAUCUGGACCCAAUAUACUUUGGUGAUUACCCAGAAAGCAUGCGCCAGAGAGUGGGCGAUCAUCUUCCAAAAUUCUCAGAGAAAGAUCGUGAAUUGAUCAGGAACAAAAUUGAUUUUAUUGGAUUAAAUCACUAUACAUCAAGAUUUAUUGCUAAUCAGCCAAACCCACAGCCAGAUGAGAUCCAUUUCUAUCAAGUUCAACAAAUGGAAAGAAUCGAGAAAUGGAGUAGCGGUGAAGGAAUUGGUGAAAGGGCCGCGUCCGAGUGGCUUUAUAUACUUCCUUGGGGUAUUCGGAAAACAAUUAAUUAUGUUGCAAGGAAAUAUGGCAAUCCAAUAAUAUAUGUAACAGAGAAUGGGAUGGAUGAUGAGGAUGAUCCAUCAGCAACUCUUGAUCAGUUUCUAAAUGACACAAAGAGGGUUGGUUUCUUCAAAGCAUAUGUUGGUGCGGUGGCAGAAGCGAUAAAGGAUGGUGCCGAUGUUCGUGGAUACUUUGCAUGGUCAUUCUUGGAUAACUUUGAGUGGGCAAUGGGAUUCACCAAGAGGUUUGGGCUUGUCUAUGUUGAUUACAAGAACGGGCUCUCCCGACACCCUAAAGCAUCAGCCAUGUGGUUCUCACGCUUCUUGAACGGCGAGACUGCCUACAGCAAACCUGACACAAAUUAAGCCCGCUUUCACCAAGGGAUGGCAUUGAUGUUUGUGGAUAGUUUGUCAUUCCUCGACAAGUUUGAGUGGACUACAGGAUACACCAAGAGAGGUUUUAUAGUGUAAAUGAAUUGGCUAUUGUGACAUCACAAAGUAUCAUCCCUGUGGUUAUCACGCUUAUCGUUGAAAACAUAGCUGGCAUGAACUGAGCCACCCCUCAACAAGUAAAUAAACAUUACACAGAAAUUGUUUUCCCUGUUGUUGUAUUGUACUGUAACUGACAGUGUAUCUACUCAAAAUAUAGUUGUAUCCCAUCUCUGAUGCUCUUUACAGCCUGUCAUUGAUCCAA
Messenger RNA from Lolium rigidum, 1805 nucleotides. RefSeq names its product beta-glucosidase 4-like. Gene Ontology annotation, biological process: cellulose catabolic process. NCBI's taxonomy places the organism in Eukaryota, Viridiplantae, Streptophyta, Magnoliopsida, Poales, Poaceae. The coding region runs from base 20 to 1477 and encodes 485 amino acids. The record is from RefSeq and is a predicted model, not a curated record. Gene Ontology annotation, molecular function: beta-glucosidase activity. The transcript has 14 exons.